AUGAACGGUCAGGAAGCCUUCAGGCGCCUUGCUCGACAAGUUCAAAAUGCGGGCAGACAGGGCGGCGGUCUCCCGGGUGGAGGCAGAGGACUGUUCACGGGAACCGGCUUGCUAGUCGCGGUCGUUGGCGGAGGCUUCUUGAUUAAUGAGGGCCUGUUCAACGUUGACGGUGGUCACCGUGCCAUCAAGUAUACUCGGUUGCACGGAGUCACUGAGGAUGUUUACUCGGAAGGAACACAUAUCAGAAUCCCAUGGUUCGAGACCCCCAUCAUCUACGACAUCCGUGCAAAGCCACGGAAUAUCGCCAGUCUUACGGGCACUAAAGAUCUUCAGAUGGUCAACAUCACCUGCCGUGUGCUCUCCCGGCCGAACCCCCACGAAUUGCCCGCAGUCUACCGGGAACUGGGACUCGACUACGACGAGCGGGUGCUCCCCUCAAUAGUGAACGAAGUGCUGAAGAGCGUUGUCGCGCAGUUCAAUGCCAGCCAGCUUAUUACGCAGCGUGAGCAGGUGUCGCGCCUUGUCCGUGAAGAGCUGACGAGGCGGGGACUGAAAUUCCAUAUCAUGCUGGACGACGUGUCAAUAACACACGUCGCGUUCUCACCGGAGUUCACGCACGCCGUCGAAGCCAAGCAGGUUGCGCAACAAACAGCGCUCCGUGCCGCCUUCUUGGUCGAUCAAGCCGUGCAGGAGAAGGCGUCUAUCAUCGUGAGAGCCGAGGGUGAAGCGCAGUCGGCACAGUUGAUCGGAGAAGCUGUACGCAAUAACAAGGGUUUCCUCGAGCUCCGGAAACUGGAAGCUGCGCGUGACAUCGCUGACGUCUUAGCGGCCUCGGGAAACAAGGUUAUGCUUGACUCUCAGAGCCUACUUCUCAACGGUAUGCACUGGCCGGUAACACCCGUAGCUGGGGCUGAUGCAACGAUUGCAUUUUAG
Gloeophyllum trabeum ATCC 11539 is the source of this 933-nucleotide messenger RNA. RefSeq lists its product as uncharacterized. Bases 1 to 933 code for a protein of 310 amino acids. NCBI's taxonomy places the organism in Eukaryota, Fungi, Basidiomycota, Agaricomycetes, Gloeophyllales, Gloeophyllaceae. Gene Ontology annotation, biological process: mitochondrion organization. The transcript has 8 exons. Gene Ontology annotation, cellular component: mitochondrion; membrane. The record is from RefSeq and is a predicted model, not a curated record.